GAUGUCAGCUGUAAUGAAAUCACAGUUUUGCCACAGCAGAUAGGCCAGCUGAAAUCUUUAAAAGAACUGAAUGUCAGAAGAAAUUACCUCGAAGUUUUACCCCAAGAACUAGUACAGCUUCCCUUGGUAAAGUUCGACUUUUCCUGCAAUAAAGUACUUGUGAUUCCAAUUUGUUUUAGAAAGAUGGUGCAGUUACAAGUAUUGCUGCUUGAGAACAAUCCUUUGCAGUCUCCACCAGCACAAAUUUGUACAAAGGGUAAGGUGCAUAUAUUCAAAUAUCUGACUGUACAGGCCUGUCAGAUUAAAACAGCAGACUCACUGUACCUUAAUGCCAUAGAACAACAGCAUUUGCCACAACCCGUGGAAGAAAGCAUGGAUGACAUCUACCCAAGUAAAAAGGACUCAGAUUCAGGUGUUGGUAGUGAUAAUGGCGAUAAACGUUUGUCAGCAACAGAGCCAUCUGAUGAAGAUACUAUCAGCUUCAAUGUUCCAAUGUCGGACAUCAUGGAAGAAGAUCAGGUUGUAAAGGAAGAUUCAGGUCACCACGCUAACUCAAGAAAAGUGGGAUUCCAUCAGGGAUCUUCUCACUUGAUUGUCAAUGAUAAGUCAAGAGAAACAGGAAACCAGUUUGAUGAAUCGGAUACUCUUACUACUGAAUUUAUGAGUUACAUUAAGAGCAGAGCAGCAGAGUGUGAUGAAUUAUUGAGAAUAGAAGAGGACACACAAUGGCAAACAGACGAAAUCAGUCAAAUGCAGAUGGAGAUGUCUUCCCUUGGUCAGAGAGAAAAUGCUGAAGAGGAACUAGAAUUUCAGAGGAGGAGGGAGUUGAUUAUGGAGAAAGCAAAGCCUGAAGUGAGAACUCGUGAACAGGGUGAAAAAUGGUCAUUGAGUCAGAAUGAUCUAAUUGUUUGGAAUACAAGUGGGCAAACCUCUCACAAUGAGAGCAAGGAUAAAAGUCCGACAAUGUCUCCUACUACAAACACCGCAAUCCCUUUUGGCCUGAAGCCACGAUCAG
Fulmarus glacialis (Northern fulmar) is the source of this 1015-nucleotide messenger RNA. RefSeq names its product leucine-rich repeats and calponin homology (CH) domain containing 1 (gene LRCH1). The record is from RefSeq and is a predicted model, not a curated record. The annotation marks the transcript as partial. The transcript has 11 exons. Lineage: Eukaryota; Metazoa; Chordata; Aves; Procellariiformes; Procellariidae.